Molecule: messenger RNA, 3259 nt
Organism: Chiloscyllium plagiosum (whitespotted bambooshark)
Lineage: Eukaryota; Metazoa; Chordata; Chondrichthyes; Orectolobiformes; Hemiscylliidae
Gene: mettl22
Product: methyltransferase 22, Kin17 lysine
Biological process (GO): protein methylation
Cellular component (GO): nucleus
Molecular function (GO): protein methyltransferase activity
Source: RefSeq, a predicted model, not a curated record
AGUCAGUUAUGCACACAAAAUCAUACAAAAAUUAUCUACUUAAUCAGUGACCUCAACAAUCAAGUUAGCAAUAAAUUGUGAUUAAGCUUUAUGUUGUACCAUGUUGGAGCUAACAGACAAAUCAACAUUCCAACCAGAAACAUAUGCUAAGUACUAAGUCCCAAUCCUGUUAACAAUUGAUUAUGCAUAAAAAUGCAAAAAUUAUCAAAAAGAAACUAACCUAGUGUAUUGUAAAGUUUUCACAGUAACCUUGUAAAGGAAUAAAGUGGUUGCUCACCUAAUGACCAAUGAAAGUAGCAACUACAGCAAAAUUUAAAAGGGUUGUGAAAGCAAUGAUUCUAUUGAUACUUUCUAUCAUGUGGAAUUAGGAUAUGCUGGUGUUAUUUGCUGUUUUUCAAUCUAGGAAAUGUUAUAACUUGAAUUUCAACGGGAGUGAUAAUGAAAUAUCAAUUUUAAAAUAACAAUUCAAAUGAACUGUCAAUUUUUUGAGUGGCUGAAGUGAAACAUUAAAUAACAAAGUAAUAUUUCACCAGAUCUCCAUUAUUAAAUUGAAAGUCAAACCUUGCACUAUUUGACUUCAUUCUUAAAGCCUUAGUAACCUCAAGUACAGAACACCAGCAAAGCUCAAUCUUUGAUUGUUUUAAAAAAAGUUAAACGUGGAGUGGGACUUUAUUUUAGGAAAGUAAUGCUUUUAUCAGUAGUAUUUUCCAAACAUUGUGUGGAUUUUUGAUGUUUAUUUGGCACGCUUUAAAAAUGUUAUGGGUAGUAAUUAAUUUUUGUUAUUAUUUCUGUGGUUGCAGUAUUUUGUCACUCUGCGAUGCUAGUUCAGAGGGAAUGCAUGGAUUCCAUCACGUUUAAGAGUGAUACAGUACUUUCCGAUGUCCACAUGUACACACCAAAUAUUAGGCACCUUAUGGUGAGACUAAAUGCAGUUGGACAACCAGAACAUAAAAGGCACGCAUAGAGGAUUGGCUGACUGGCAGAAGGCAGAGAGUGGGAAUAAAGUGGUCUUUUUCAAGAUUGCAGCUGUCUUUGUGUCAAAGUUUAAAAUCCUACGGAAUAUUAUUAUCUGCAACAAAGAUGACUCAGGAGACUUCAGCAGUGAAGAAAAUAGAGUACUUGAUGCAGAUGAUGUUUUAACUGGUCAAAUGGGUUGCAGCUAUGCUGCUGCAAGUGAAAAGAAAUUUGAAGUGACAAAAGACACAGUGCAUACUGAAACCCUGCUAGAUGAUGAUGGAGAUCUGAAUGUUAUUCGGAGACCUGUUGACUUCCUUUGUUAUGAAAAAAAUCUAUGGAGAGAGAAAGUAUAUCCUACCAUUAUAAGUAAAGGGGAGGAGUAUUCCUCUGAGGAGUAUGAGGAGGAUUGCAGUAUUUCCAAAGAGAUCAGAAUAGAACACACUAUGGAUACUACUUUGGAGGAUGUUGGAAAACAGGUAUGGCGUGGUGCCUUUCUUCUUGCUGAUUACAUUUGGAAUAAUAGUUACCUAUUCAGAGACUGCACAGUGUUGGAGUUGGGAGCAGGCACGGGAAUGACCAGCAUUGUCAUGGCAACUGUUGCUAAGACUAUUUAUUGCACAGAUGUUGGUGAAGACUUACUAAAUAUGUGUGAAAGAAAUAUCAUUGUAAACAAGCAUAUUUAUGAGGCAGCAGGAAGUGAAAUUAAAGUAAGAGAACUGGACUGGCUGAGAGAUGAUUUAUGUACAGACACUAAGAACCCAUAUUGUUGGUCAGAAGAAGAAAUAGCUCAUAUGUACGAUCAUACUGAUGUGCUACUUGCUGCUGAUGUAUUCUAUGAUGAUGAUUUGACAGAUGCAUUUUUUCAGACCAUCUACAGAAUUUUGAGCAAUUUGAAAAAUCCAAGCACCAUAUAUCUUUCUGUAGAGAAACGGCUCAACUUUACCUUGAGAAAAAUGGAUGUUACAUGUGAUGCAUAUGAUCAUUUUCGAUUGUGUUUGGCUGACUUGGAAAACAUCUGUGAUGGGAGAACUAAAUUUAUUGUGGAACCCAUCAAAAGUUCGUUUCCACAGUUCCUUUCUUAUGAGCGAGUGGAACAGUUGGAACUGUGGAAAAUUAUUGCUGAGCCAUUUAAAAGCAACGCACAACAAUAGAAUGGUUAUUGUGAUUGAAAGUGCAUUCAGAGGAGUGUUGCUCGUUUCUUCAGUUUGUUGAAGACUUUAACUGAAAAGUCUUGCAAACUGUUUAAAUAGUAAGGUAUAAUAACUAUCUUACAUCGUUCAAUGCUACAACAGUAACUGCAGCAAGGAAAUUACUUCACAAAUGUUACUGGAGGAAGUCUUAAUAUACUUGAAUCACAUUUCUCUACUAUUUAAACAGGUACUGACCUUUACAAUGAAUCUGUCAAUGCAUACAAAAAAUAGAGACAAAAAACUUUUAUACAGUGAAAUUACUUAGAUUAUAACAAAUGCUUCCCAUCAACUUAAUUGUCAUUAUCCUGAUAUCAUAAGAGGUCUACUGUCUCUAACAUAACAGUGGAAUUUUAAAUAAGCACAUAAAUAUGAAAAUAUUUUCUGUACUAAUUUGUGUUUAUACCUUUACUCAUAAGAUGUACUUUCAUUUUUUCCAUUCUUACAAUUCUCAACCUAAAACACACAACGUGAAAUAUAUUCACUAAAAAAAGAAAGGGAGGAAUUAUUUUUAAUAAAAUGGAUUUCAAUUGCUUGUAAACUUUUACCAUAUUGAGUUAGAACACUUAAGCACUGAAUCAGACAAUAUAGGUGAAGGCUAUUCAGCCCAUUAUGGCUAUGCCAGGUCUUUGAAAGAGCUAUCCAGUUAAUUACACUGCAUAUAACUGGAACUUUUCCUUUUCAUUUCCCUAAUGAAAUUUAUGAUUGAAUCUGUUUAUAAUACCCUUCAAGCAGUGUAUUCCAGACAUCAUAACUCUCUGCAUUAAAUAAAUUCACCCAUCCAAUCUGCCCUCAACCCUAUGUUUGUUUGCUGAUAUCUCAAUUCAGUGCUCUUUAAUUAUUGAAACUCUUUCUACUUCUCUUUCUAAAUUCUUCGUAGUUUUUGAUAAGCCUCUAUUAAAUCUACUCUUAGCAUUCUUUGCUCUGAGGAAUGCAAUCCCACUUUCCUCUAAUGUCUCCACACAUCUGAAAUCUAAUCAAUUCAUUUCAAAGAUCCUUGAUGUUCUAAUACAGCUGUAGCCAAACAUUUAACUGAAUAUGAUGUUGUGGUUCUGUUCGCCGAGCUGGAAGUUUUUGUUGCAAACGUUUCGUCCCCUGGCUAGGCGAAAUCAUCA